This is a messenger RNA of Pocillopora damicornis (cauliflower coral), 2636 nucleotides long. RefSeq lists its product as uncharacterized. NCBI's taxonomy places the organism in Eukaryota, Metazoa, Cnidaria, Anthozoa, Scleractinia, Pocilloporidae. Gene Ontology annotation, molecular function: G protein-coupled receptor activity. The record is from RefSeq and is a predicted model, not a curated record. Gene Ontology annotation, cellular component: plasma membrane. Gene Ontology annotation, biological process: G protein-coupled receptor signaling pathway.
UGUCUUUCAUAUUUCUUUACUUUCAGCAACAAAAGCAUAUCUCGUAAAUUAUAUUAAUAAGAAUAACCUCUGCUAUGGAGAAGAUAGCACUGUUCAACAGAUGUUCCUUAUAAUUCCAAAUUCGUUAGAAGUCACCCAAUAAUGUUCUUUCACUGUUGGCGUCAGUGAAAGCGAAGACAAACAACCGAACAAAAGAACAAAUAAACAAAGACAGUGUAUUUGCAGCCUUGCCUUCAGAUUGCUGUCGCGUGAUCGCUCCCUAAAACUCGUAUAAUACAGGACAGACAUUUCGAAUCCUGGAAACCGCAGCUGAGUGAGGAGUCUCAUUUCCGCGUCUGCCGGAACGAAGCUGAGUUCGUAGAGAAGUGGACCACGUGCAAGCUUUAUUUGGUUCUUACGUCCCUUUCAAAGACCCUCUCGUGUUUUCAUAGCCGAAGAAGAUAUGUCAAGUUCAUCGAAUGCGACAUAUUCCUCCAGCGGUCCCCAUGAGGACUUCGACAUUUACUACGAGAUAGACGUAGCCUCCAUCGUUGUCAUGCUGUUCUUAGCUGUUGUAACGGUUAUCAGUAAUGGGGCUUUUUUAUGGACUUUCUACAAAGAUCCACUAAAAUGUCUCCGAAAGCCGUCUGCAAUUUUUAUCUCCGGUUUGACGAGCGCUAACUUUGUGAGCGGCCUGAUUGUGGAGCCAUCUUUUGUGGCGUUCUAUUUCCGACAUUUCCUCUCGCACUCGGCGGAAUUUCUUCAGUACUUCAGUGUUGCGCAGUUGUUUGCUUUUAUGACCACAACUACCUCAUUCCUCGUUACUUUGGCACUGGCGAUAGUUCAAUACUUACUUAUCAAGUUUCCCAGCAGUUAUCAGAAAAUCGUGAGCCCUGUAUCGGCAUUUGUCGGCGUACUUUCCAUUUGGAUUUAUUCGUUAAUUUUUGGCUUGAUUCCAUUGAUGUCUAACGUCAACAGAUUUGCAUAUGUGUUGACGAACCUUGUACUUCAUAUAAUGAUACCGACUGUUUUACUUGUAAUCUUGUACAUAGCUAUUUAUUUGGAGUUUCGGAGUCGUUUUCAAGUUAACUCUGACAGAAGAAUGGAAGUACAACAAGCCUCAUUUCAACUCACAGAAUCCGAGGAACAGCGACGAAAAGCAGAAAAGGAUUUCGCCGUCGGAACGUUCAUUUUGACCUUUGUACUAAUAAUCCUUGUCUGGCCAUUUUGUGUGUCUCUGUACAUGGUGAACUGUUGUUUCACAAGGAGAACAGCUUUAGCAGUGAGAAUCGCUCAACUUUUCUUACUGUGCAAGUUUGCCGUGGAUCCGUUCCUGUUUGCUUGGCGUUUUCAAAAGUAUAGGAAGUCGUUGUUUCUAGCAAUGAGAAGUAUCUGUUUUUGUUUCAAGCCAACGUUACCGCGCGCCAUAAUUGUCAGAAAAAAUGAAAAAAACAGUCCUAAAACUGAUGAGGAUGAUGAUGAUGAAGAGGGACUCGAAGUAACUGUCGUGAGGGACUGAUUAAGAUAAACACUUUUAAAAGAUUGAUAUAAGAUAAGGCUAAUCUGUGACUAAUCUUCUCAGGCGUUCUAUGGGAUGUCACGCAACAUUCCUCCCAAAAGGGGCUUUAUUCGAGGCAGAGUUAUCUGACAUCUUUAACGGCUGUAGAAGAGUAUAAUGUUUGGCAAACGCUACAUAUAUAAUUCAGGAAUAUUGAUAGAUCUCUUGCAAGAAUAACGUAGACGGCAAAUUCUAAUAAAUAGUGGAAUAUCCUAGAAUGGUUUUAGAAUGUCAAGGGGUGUCAAUUCUUGAUUACAGGCAUUCAAAGCCAUGUUUGUGAUCAGUAACCCUAUUACUUUCAAGUUGAUCAAUGUUGGUAUGUCCUGCAUUUAUUUGACGAGUAGAAUCAUUAACAUCAUUCUCUUCAAUUGUUUUGUAGAGGAACUCUAACGCUUGGCGGAAAGAGUAAUAUUCCUGUUAAAAUGAUUUUCAUUCUAUUUAUCUAUUCCUGACAAAAUUACUGUACAAGACUUUACACAGUCUAGCGAUACAUCAUUUUACGCUAGAAUGGUACAAUACACUAAAAAACUGCCCUACCAUAUUACUAAUAGUUUUUUAGUGUAUUCAAUAGUUACAGUUGUAUUUUACAAAACUAUGAUGAGUUGACAACAUAUUCCUGUCCAAUGUAAAGUUCUGCCCUAUUUGUGGGUUGCUUUUAUCUUGGCUAUGAACACCUACCUAUAAAGACAGAUAUUGCAUUUAUAUGAAUAAAAUUCAGUUUAUAAUAUAAGGUGUUUCAGAUAUAAUGUAGUCUUCAGCAGUAUCAAAACAUCCAAAAAUAACUUGUUCUGAUGUUACAACUAGAGUUACUACAUUAGUCAAUAGUAAGAUGAAAUACAGUGCCAAAAUGAUUUUUUUGCAUUAAGGGAUUCUAUGUCGGGAACCGUGAACAAUGCCUUAAGUCGUUUUUAGUUUCGCUGUUGUUUUUGUCAUGACCGGAAAUGUCUCCAAUCAAUCAAUUUCCCAGAAUGUACUUUGUGCUCCGAGGUAUCACGUUUCUUUUCUAGUUGGUUGAGAAAUCCUGCACGCGGUCGAGUUGUUGUUGAUGCUUUAGUUAUACCUGGAUUAUAUUCGUCGAUUAAAAGAGUUGAUUAAUCAG